Messenger RNA from Porites evermanni, 1980 nucleotides. Lineage: Eukaryota; Metazoa; Cnidaria; Anthozoa; Scleractinia; Poritidae. The record is from the annotation of a GenBank genome assembly.
AUGGAACCAAGAUCUAGAGAAACUACUCCUACAAAAGAGGAUUUGGAAUUUAUAGUUGAUGAUGGUUAUAGACAUGAUGUGGAUCCAGAUUAUGUUCCAGAUGAAAAAUAUCUUGUUAGUGGAAAAGAGUUUAAAAAGUUAACACAAAAUGCUAAAAAACUUGGUGCUGAAUCGCUUGAUUAUUCAAAACGAAAAAAUAACAAAUACAUGGUUACACUUUCAAGUGGAAAAAAAGUUCAUUUUGGAUCAACAAAAUAUGCUGAUUAUCUUACUCACAAAGACAAAGAUAGAAGAGAUAAAUAUCUUUCUAGAGCUACAAAGAUUAAGAAUAAACAAGGAGAAUUAACUUAUAAUAACCCAGAAUCUGCUGACUUUUGGUCCGUUCAUUUACUUUGGCCUAAAAAAUGAUUUAAAAAAUAAUUUAAUAAUUAUAAUAAAAGUGAAUUCAAAUAAGUGUAACAACGAAAUUUGUGCUGCAACUAGAUAUUAUCUUGAUGACGGCGAUAAAUUUAAUAGUUUAGAAAAAGAAUUAAGAAAAGUAUCUGGUAGUUUAUUUUCUUUAGAACAAGCAGUAAAAGAACUAAAAGAAAAAGUAAAUUUAUUAGUAAAGAAAAAUGAAAAGUUGGUUUAAGAAUAAAAAGGUUUUUUAAAAAAUGAAUCGCAAAAAAAUUUUAAAAGAUGGAAAGAAGUUUUAUAUUCAUCCUACUUUUUCUAAAUACUCCUCUUCAAAAGACGGUGAAAUUUUAAAUGUAAAAACUGGAAGAAUAUUAAAAAAAAAUUUGACUGAUCAGGGAUACUAUCAGUUUAGUAUCAGUGAUAAAAAUCUAUCCAAACCAAAGAAUUACUAUAUACAUAGGUUUGAAUGGGAAUGUAUUAAAGGUGAUAUUCCAGAAGGAUAUGUAGUUGACCAUUGUGAUUCUGUUAAAACAAAUAAUAAAAUUGAAAAUUUACAAUUACUAACUGUCUCAGAAAACAUCAGAAAAGGAAAUAAUAAACCAAUAAAAUCAUUUAAAAUCAAAAAUAACAAACAAAAAAAUUAUGAAAGUAUUACUUCUGCUUCACUCGAAUUAGAUAUUUCCUUUUCAAUUAUUUCUAAUAUUUGUAGAAAAGUAAAGUAUUACAAAACAGUGAUUUCCAAAAAAGAUGGGGAUAGAUACACAUUUGAAUUUUUAGAAAAAAAAGUUUAAAGAUUAAAUAAAUUUAUUUAAAAUGCAAUUGUCAAGUUACGAAAAUCUCACCCAAGACAAUAUUAUCUUUAAAGAAUCCAAAGAAUUUAAAGUAAAAGAUAGCAAAAUUAAAUACAAGCGUAUUCCAAUUGAAAUCAAAUAUUCGAAUGGAAAGAAAGGACCGCUUGUAAUCGAAACCCCAUUUCUUUUUAGCUUUGGUGUUAAUGAAAAGAAAAAUCAAGAAACAAAAAAGUUAGUAGGUUAUAGUAUCCCAGUAUGUCUUUGGGCUAAAGAUAGCGAACCAAAUAACAAAGAAAAAGCAUUUUUGGAAGUUAUUAAUAACGUAACAUCUCUUUCUCAACAAUAUUUAGAGAAUGAAUACGGUCCAGAUUUAGCUUCAUCUCUAACUUGUCCAUUAUAUUACAAACAGGAAGAAUACACUGAUAAAAAAGGAAAGAAGAAAACAAGAAAUGAUCCAUCAUCCGCACCAGUUUUUUAUGCGAAACUUAUUUACUCAGAAAAAUCAAAGAAAAUUUUAUCUUUGUUUAAGGGAAAGGGAGGUAAAGAUUUAAAUCCUUUUAAAUAUAUUGAUCAGUACUGUAAUGUUAAAUUGGCAUUGAUAAUUGAAGGAAUCUUCAUAAGUAAAACUGUGACAUCUUUACAAAUAAAAGUACAUGAGUGUUAUGUCAAACCACUCAAACCUAGAGAGUCUUUACUAACAAUUGAAGAGGAAGAUGAAGAGCAAAGCGAUAUUGAAGAGAUAAUUGAUCAAGUAGUCGAAGACUUAGUUAUUUCUGAUGAAGAAAACGAGUAA